Messenger RNA from Neurospora hispaniola, 2126 nucleotides. RefSeq lists its product as uncharacterized. Bases 352 to 1806 code for a protein of 484 amino acids. The transcript has 3 exons. Lineage: Eukaryota; Fungi; Ascomycota; Sordariomycetes; Sordariales; Sordariaceae. The record is from RefSeq and is a predicted model, not a curated record.
CUCGCCAUGGCUGUGACUGGUAUCCUAUGGCCUUCUUCUGCAUGAAGGCAACCCGCUCUCGUAGCCCAGGCUGAGAGAAAAUAUUGUGCAGAAGCAUAGGAAUGUGGGAGGCUUGACCAAAAAGAGAACCGAAGGUCCCUACUAUUCUAGGCUCGCCGUCAUAUGCAAGCAGCUAUCCCAUGGGUUGACUGGUCUCGCGGACGAUAAAGUGGCACUGGUUGCUUUUCUCCGAGGGCUGAACUAGAUAAUCAUCCCAUUGAAAUCAUCCUUUUCUCACACAACCCUCUCUUCCUCUCCCUCUUUCUUUCUUGUUGUGAUUUGAAUGUGAGUCCAUUCACGCCAUCCGCAACCAUGGGUGUCUCCAGAUUUUACCGUGUUGCUCUCCUUGGAGCUUCUGUUCACGCCUUAGCAUUUCCCGGGCCCCAGGCGACAGAUCGAGUUAUCAUUCCGUCAGACGCGCAGACUCCUAGACCAACACUUCCCCCGACUCUUCAUCAUGAGCUUUUCAAACGUCAAGUUUCCGGGAGCGCAAGCGGCUCUGGCUCCUAUGGCGAUACUAUCUUCGUUGCCCCAGACAAUACUUGUGGUUAUGUGAGCGGAUUACCAGGCGCUGCUUUUACCUGCGUCGACCCAGCCAAUUAUUGCGUCUUCGUUCCUUCCUCUGGCACGAUACCGGGUGCUGCAGGAUGCUGCAACACCAAACUUUGCGGCUUCCGUGUUGCUUGCAGGGACUAUAGCGAGGUCCUUGUCCAGAGCAAAUGCGAUGAUGGUUGCAUGGCAGACACUUACACCGCGAAGUGCACGGGAACCGACAAUCCCUAUUGCGAAACCAUUGUCUUCCCCGGUGGUAUCACUGAUUACUUCUGCGGCACCCUCAGCGGCUCGCGUAUACAGUCAGCCAAGACAACCUGGGAUGGCGAGACGGAUGGCCGUACCUUUUUGACAUGGACAAACACCGGCAGCAGCUCUACCAUUGCCGUUCCAACUAUGGAGUCCAGUAGCACCGAUCACGCAAGCUUAACCGCCUCCUCGAGCUCCUCCGGCACCGUCGGCGUGGGAGGAUCGUCCACCGAUCCCGCCGACCCCAACCAACCGGACCCGAAGAAGGAACAAGGGGGAACCAACAUCGGCGCCAUCGUUGGCGGAGCCGUCGGCGGUCUAGUCGUCAUCGGUCUCGUCAUCCUCGGCAUCGUCUGGUUGGUGCGCCGAAACAAAAAUCACGACAACAAGAAUAACAACACCCCCGACACUCUUGCCACCAGCUCCGCAGCAGCCGGAGCUCCUGGCGGCGGCUAUGCAGGUCUAACCAACUCUCCACCGCCGCCCGCACCCAGCCCGGGUAAUCUCGACCCAGCCCUCAACAACAACUCUCACAACAGUUACUACUACGCCGGCGGCGGCGGCGGCCAACCCGACCCUACCAAGAUACCCGCCAUGGCACAACACUACCCUGCUCCUGCCUCGUCCCCUCCCCUCGCCGAUUACAGCGACAUGAACAACGGGGGGCAGCAGCCACAAUGGAAUAACAACCCCAAUGGCAGCCCUACAUCAGGCUACAUCCCCCCCUCCAGCCCUUCUUCCACCUUGGUGUCCGGGGGUGGGUAUCAACCUAGUAGCGGCGGCGGUCAUCCGCAUCACUUGUCCAUGUCAGGACAGAGCUUCACGGGUGCACCAAUGGGCGGGCAAGGGCAAGGACCAAUAUACGGACCUGGCGGACAGCCGAUCUACGAGGCGGCGAGUAAUGCGGUGGGGGAGCCGCAAGAGUUGAAUGCAAAUCAUAGGGGCCAGAUGCAUGAGUUGCAAUAGGUGAGAUGAGGCAGGGGUGAUACCUAGUGUUUUAUAUGAAAUGUGAUAGAUGAACGGAUCGGUUUGAAAGGAAUGGUGGAAGGUCAAUUGGGAAUUAGUGCGUACCAUGCCUUAACGAUGAAAUGGGGUCUGUCACACUUUCUUAUGUAGAUAUCGAUAUCAUGCUUGUUCACUCAUAGGAAUGAGCCGGAUUAGUCAGGUUGUUCGUAAGAGGUGAUUGAUGUUUUGCAUGUCUUUGAUGUUGCAACCUUUGCUCGUGCUCUAAAGUAAUUGUGGGAGGUCAAUGACACACUGGUAAAUUUGAACAAACGACCUUUCGC